Daldinia vernicosa is the source of this 3327-nucleotide messenger RNA. RefSeq lists its product as uncharacterized. Gene Ontology annotation, cellular component: fungal-type vacuole membrane. The record is from RefSeq and is a predicted model, not a curated record. Bases 578 to 3118 code for a protein of 846 amino acids. The transcript is spliced from 3 exons. NCBI's taxonomy places the organism in Eukaryota, Fungi, Ascomycota, Sordariomycetes, Xylariales, Hypoxylaceae.
UGUGGAGAUAUCGAGAUACGAUAGCCAGGUUCAGGGCAAACAGGUGUCUGUCAGCUGGCCGAUUUCGGGAGGUUGUACAGUAGGUUAGGUACCUGUUUACAUAUUACCUGCAGGUACCCUAGCAGGGCUGCUACCCUGCAGACUUUCCCCAGACAUGUACGCUUUAUGCUGGACCGUUAAGUGGAAAUAACCGCUCUGCUAUUUCCAUUUGCUUGAUUGGUUUUAACGGCCGGAAGGUUGAGUUGGCUUCGCCCCAGCAGCCCAGCACCUGCCCAGCCGAAGGGCCUCGUUUCAGCCAGUGUGGACCAUCGAGUUGUCAGGUUGUUCGUUGAUGACGACUACUCCACGCCUUCCAAUUUAUACCCAUAACCUUAUCCUACAAACGUUAGGGAUUAGGUACCUAACCUCUUCAUUGACAUCAAUUUAACUGUCUUACAAUACAUCACCAGUCCCAUAUACCACAUUUCUAGACUCGAUGAUGCCUAUACCGUUCUGCCAGUUAACACUUAUUCAUUAACUACCCGCCAUUGAUCUAGUUUUAAAAUAGUGAUCCGUCAAUCUCAUCCCAGCCGUCAUCAUGUCGGAAGAAGAAUCAUCGCCUUUGCUCUCGGCAGCGGCGAAAGGAAAAUCCAAGUCCCGCGAACGGGAAGAUUCCGGCGAGUCGACGCCGCUGCUCUCGAAUUCGUCGACAACGCCCCGUUACGAUGGAGAAGAAGACGAGCAUCAUGUAGAUAGUGAUGAUUCGAGUCCAGCUCACCCCACCGAUGCGUCCUCCGCUUCCAGUUCGACUAAGAAGUCUAGGAGAUGGGCGUCAUUUAUCGCCAUGUUCAUACUGGCAGCGCUCAUUGUCGUCAUCAUUGUCCUCGCCUUCCUCGUUCCCCAAGCUAUUCAAGAGUAUGCUCAACAAGCCGCCGUUAUUGAGCCUACCAACCUCUCCCUCGAAUCCAUUACGACGGACGGCGUUCGAGCUCGGAUACAAGCCAACUUCCAUCUAGAUGGGUCGAGAGUUAGUAGCAAUCAUGUACGAAGAGUAGGAAGAGCAGUUACAUGGGUGGCGGCUCAGCUUGAAAGUGAGCAGACGAAGGUCGAUGUGCGCAUUCCUAAAUAUGACAACGUAUUACUCGGAAGCGCAAUCGUCCCGCCUCUAUUGAUCAAUUUGCGGGAUGGCGACGUAACACAGUUUGACAUCGUUGCGGAUAUACUGCCGGGCGAUCCAGAAGGCAUUCGCAUAAUUGCGAACGAAUGGUUCGAAGGCAGAUUGGACGAACUGCGUCUAAAUGGACAGGCUGAUCUCAGUCUCAAAUCUGGGAUCGUCCCUCUAGGGACGCACGCCAUCUCGGAAUCGAUUGUAUUUGAAGCCAACAAGGUCCCUGCGAUACCAAAAUAUAACAUUACUCGUUUUCAAGUCGAUGACGGCCCGAUGAAAGGGACGAUGCUAGCGGACGUAGCACUGACGGCGUUCAACGAGUAUCCAGUCGAACUUAAUAUUCCCGAGCUUGCGUUUGAUAUUUUAGUACCCGGCUGCGUUAGUUCAGAUCCCUUCAUCAUAGUAGCGGAAGCGGCUACGAGCGAGGUUCACGUCGAACCACGCUCUGAUGUCGGGGUCGAUGUUAAAGGGGUUAUUCGCGAAUUACCUGACUCUUUGACUCACGUUUGCCCGGAUUCUACUUCUUCACCUUUAGAUAAUAUCCUUCGACAAUAUAUGCAUGGCGAUCCCGCUACACUUUUCGUCCGUGGGAGUCGUCAUCCUGAUGGCGACACGCCGAAGUGGGUUGCAGACAUACUAUCUAGCGUAACAGUACCUGUACCAUUUCCCGGACGUACGUUAGACGGUCUACUUAGGAACUUCUCCUUGACUGACGUCGAUUUUGCUCUACCUGCUCCCGACGCCCCAGACUCCAACCCAACAGUUUCGGGAACUAUUUUAGUUACAGCAAGCAUUCCUUCCGAAAUGAACUUUGGUAUAGACGUGACAAACGUCCGCGCUACUGCGGACGUGCUUUACAAGUCGAAUAAAAUGGGAGAACUAAACCUCCGAGAAUGGCAACACGCUAAUUCUACUAGAGUUGAAGGCGAGGGAGACGAGGGGCCUAUGCUCAAAAUUCAGUCCCGCGUUAUCGACGCGCCCCUCAAUAUCACCGACGGUGCCGUCUUCGCCGAAGUUGUCAGUGCCUUGUUGUUUGGCAUCAAACCUGUCCUUCUACAUGUUGACGCCCUAGUCGACAUCAAAGUGCAAACCACAUUAGGAAACCUUACUGUGAAGGAGGUUCCUGCGGAGGGCAAAAUUCCAGUAAAACCCCUUCCCAGGGGUGCUGUUGGCAGUAUCGAACCAAAGGUCGGAUCUCUUAGGGUUUUGGACACAACAUCGGACUCGAUAACGCUUCAAGCCUUAGUCAAUGUAACUAACCCGACACUCUAUACGGCUUAUAUACCAUAUGCGAACAUCCACGUCUUGAGCAAUGGUUCGAUCAUCGGGAGUGCUACAGUAGAGGACCUUAAUAUCGCCAAAGGUCCAAACUCCAACAUACUUGUCACCGCAAAAUGGAAUCCACCAAUGGGCGGCGCCCACGGUCGAAAAGUUGGGCGGGAACUAAUAUCACAGUACCUGUCGGGCUGGAACACGAGCAUCACCGUAAAGCCACAUCGAAAUAGCAUUCCAGGCCAACCCAUCAUCUGCGAAGCCUUAUCGAAAUUUAAUAUGACCCUCGCCGCUCCCAAGCUGAGUUUGCCCGGAGAUACUCCUGAAGAGAAGACUCACUUCAUUAGAGAUGCUACUUUCCACGUAUUUUCGUCCACUGCCACAUUUACUCUUGUAUCACCAUUGCAUUACAACACAUUAUAUAUAGAUUUCGUCAACGCUACCGCGUUAUACAAUCAUACCGAGCCGGUAGGACAGAUCGUCUACGACUUGCCGUUCUCAGCACCACCUGGAAAGUCGGAAACGCCAAAACUACCAGUAACGUGGUCCCUAGACUCGGUUGGCUACGAUGCUGUGAAGAAAGCGAUAGGCGGAAAGCUCAAGCUGGAUGCACAUGCCAACGUAGAUGUGCGACUGGGGAACUGGAAGGAAUCAUUGUGGUACCAAGGCAAGGGGAUUGGUGCGAGUGUACAGAUUUGAUGCUUUGACAGAUUGCGGUUUGGCGUUAUUGAGGAGUUAGGGAGGUUUAGAGAUACACUCAAACAGGGACGGCGAAUCGGUUACUUGACUAUCAAGAUACAAGAUGAGAAUGAUAGACUAGAUACAUAUUAUGUUACUGUGUUGGUAAUUUGCUGUCUGGCUUGAGGUUCGGAAUAACCAACAUGAUAUCAAUAAACGAGGUAUAAUAA